Molecule: messenger RNA, 1684 nt
Organism: Lucilia sericata (common green bottle fly)
Lineage: Eukaryota; Metazoa; Arthropoda; Insecta; Diptera; Calliphoridae
Product: sodium/potassium/calcium exchanger 3-like
Exons: 6
Coding region: 1-1590 (529 amino acids)
Biological process (GO): intracellular calcium ion homeostasis; calcium ion transmembrane transport
Cellular component (GO): membrane
Molecular function (GO): calcium, potassium:sodium antiporter activity; calcium channel activity
Source: RefSeq, a predicted model, not a curated record
AUGUUGAAAACACAAAAUUUUGUUAAACAAAAAUGGAAGAAAUCGAAAUUAAUACUUUUAACCCGUUUAUCCUUAAUAUCGUUGGUGUUGUGUUUAUUCUAUAUACGAUUUUUAUUUAUGGCAACUCCGGCUAUAGAUUUGCCAGCUGAUAGUGAGCAUGCUUUAAAUUCCUUGAAAAUUGGUCGUAAAAUAUUAUCGCUGCAUAAUCAUGAAGACAAAUAUCAGCAGGGAAAUUGCUCUAAGCCUGCCAUAUUGGAAUUUCCCUCGGAUGGCUUUUCACCGGAACAGCGUAGACACGGUUGGAUUAUUUUGCAUAUAGUGUUGAUGUUUUACGGCUUUUGGUUUUUGGCCGCCAUUUGUGAUGACUACUUAAUACCCAGCAUAGAACAGAUUUGUUCAAAUUUCCACAUUGAUCGUGAUGUUAUUGGUGCCACUGUUAUGGCUGCUGCUGUCUCCAGUCCUGAACUUUUUAUGAACUGUAUUGGCACUUUCAUAACUAAGGGCGACAUUGGCGUGGGCACGAUAGUAGGAUCAGCGGUAUUUAAUGUUUUGGCAGUGCCCGCCUGUUGUGGUCUAUUUGUGGCCAGUUAUUUAAAAUUGGAUUGGUGGCCCAUAACUAGAGAUUGUUUAAUCUAUUUGGUUUCUGUUAUAGCACUACUGGUUAUAUUAAGAGAUGGUCGAGUCUGGUGGUAUGAGGCCUUGGGUCUGAUUAUAGCCUAUUUUGUUUAUAUGUUAAUUAUGUAUCAUAAUCAAAAGAUGUCGCGUCAGGCCAAAGACCUAUUAAGACGUUGUGGUUACUAUAGGCCGCAAUAUACCGAGGUUACGGAAUUUACUGCUUUAUUAAGUCAUCGACAUGAAUCGAAAUUUAGCUUGGCCACCGAAGCUUAUCAGCAUAUGGAACAGGGUGUAUAUUCUUCACAUAUGAUGCUAUAUUUAGAGCAUCAGGAAAGAGAGGAAUCCAUUGCCUCUCCCUGGUCUUGUCAGGAACAAACUUUUGUUGAAUUUUUCUUUCGCUGGCCCAUAACCUUCCUUUUAUGGUUGACCGUGCCCAAUAGUCGUAAACAUCAUUCUUUUAAAUAUCUGACAUUGAUAUUAUCCAUUAUCUGGAUAGCUGUCAUAUCGUAUUUGGUAGCUUUUGUCAUAACAAUUAUAGGUGACACUCUGCAUAUACCCGAUGCCGUUAUGGGUCUUACUAUACUAGCUGCUGGCAUGAGUAUACCCGAAGCUGUUUCCAGUAUUAUAGUUACCAAACAGGGUCAAGGUUCUAUGGGCAUUAGCAAUUCUUUGGGUUCUAAUACCUUUGAUAUAUUAUUAAGUUUAGGUUUGCCUUGGUUUAUAAAAUCCUUUUUCCUACCCGAUAUAGCCGAUCAAAAGUUAUUGCUAUUAAAUUCCGCUAAUCUAAUGUAUGCGGGAAUUUUACUCUUAACCUCUCUUUUAUGUCUCUACUUAGUGUUUGUUUGGAAUAAAUUCACCUUGAAUUGGUGUGUGGGUGUUUCUUGUAUGAUCAUGUAUAUAGGGUUUAUGGCCCUCUAUAUACUCGUCGAGUUAAAUGUUUUCUUUCCCGUUAAUCUGCCCAUGUGUAGGCAUUAAAAGUUUGUAAAAUUCUGUGAUUGCAGGAAGCUAAAGUUUAAGUUAUAGAAUUUAGAUUAAGUGGGUUCAGAAAUUUCCCUAAUUUUAAUUUUAA